UGCCUGUAGAAGGAGCUCUUCUGUGUCUUACCUAACCUACAGCCAAACGUACACAAACAUGGCGAUAUCACGGGCGGUCGGGAUGCGUUCGUCUCUUCGGUGUGCGUUUUAUUUACUCGUCCUCGGCUUUCCUGGAAUACAUUCGUCGACUCUUCGUCUGCACCCGGAGCAGCGCAACAUGCCGCCUCAAAACAGAGGCUUUUUCACUAUAGAAGCUAAUGAGGUUUCUCCAGACGGAGGUGGAGGAGGCGCCGCCGCGGCUCCAGCGCUGCCCGUGGCCGACCGUAGUAACACUGAAGGCGGCUCGUACUCCGGUACAUACCCGCAGCAUCGAAGCCGCCGGAGCACCGGUGACUCUGCCGUGCUCAAGGUGUACGGACAGGCCAACCUGAACGACUCCCAUAACCAGAUGGUGGUCCACUGGGCUGGAGAGAAGAGCAAUGUCAUUGUAGCCUUGGCCCGAGACAGUGCUGCAGCCACGGGGCCAAAAACCAGCGCUGUCUAUGUCUCCUAUGAUUACGGCACCACAUUCCUGCUUAUCUCUGAAAAGUUCCAGCUGUCAGGAGCCAAGUUCAAGGAAGGCUCCAAACAGGUCAUCUCCCAGUUCUACCACAGCCCUGCAGACAACAGGCGGUACCUGUUUGUAGACUCCACCAACAACUACCUGUGGAACACCUUCGACUUCUGUAAGAGUGUCCAGGGUUUCUUGCUGCCCUUCAGACCAACAGACCUGCUGCUGCACAGCACAAGAUCCAACCUGGUACUGGGCUAUGACAGCUCUCAUACGAGCAAACAGCUGUGGAAAUCUGAUGACUUUGGGGAGACAUGGGUGUUGAUCCAAGAGCACGUGAAGACCUACUUUUGGGGUAUUGAACCCUAUGAUCCCCCCACAACAGUGCUGGUCCAGAGACACGAGCCCCAGGGAGUCUCCACCAUCCUCAGCAGCACAGACUUCUUCCAGAGUGAGCAGAACCGCAAAGUGAUCUUGGAGCAGGUGGACAGCUUCCAGCUGCGUGAGAAGUACAUGUUCGCCACCACCACCCGGAAACUGCUUGGCAGCCAUGAGUCGUCAUCUGUUCAGCUCUGGGUCUCCUACAACCGCCAGCCGAUGAAAGCUGCCCAGUUUAUGACCCGCCAUCCAAUCACAGAAUACUACAUAGCAGAUGCAUCUGAGGACCAGGUGUUUGUGUGUGUCAAUCACCUAAACAACGUCACACACCUCUACAUCUCAGACACACAAGGCCUUUCCUUCUCUCUGUCGCUGGAGAAUGUGCUCUAUUACAGUCCUGAAGGCUCUGGCAGCAACACACUCAUCAGGUACUUUGCAAAUGAGCCGUUUGCAGACCUGCAUCGCGUGGAGGGGCUUCGGGGCGUCUUCAUCGCCACGCUCAUCAACGGCUCGGUCAGCGAGAACAACAUGCGAUCCGUCAUCACCUUCGACAAGGGAGGGACAUGGGAGCUGCUGCAGCCGCCUGCUGCCGACAGCCUGGGAGGAACUGUGGACUGUCAGCUCAGUAAAGGUUGCUCUCUUCACCUGGCCCAGCGCUGGAGCCAGCUGUUCAACAUCCAGCUGAGGAGGAUGCCCAUUUUAUCCAAGGACUCUGCACCUGGACUCAUCAUGGCCACAGGAUCUGUGGGCAAGAACUUGGCCAGCAAACCUAAUGUGUACGUAUCCAGCAGUGCUGGAGCCCGGUGGAGAGAGGCUCUGGCAGGCCCUCAUUUCUACACAUGGGGUGACCACGGUGGAAUUCUGAUGGCUAUCGCACAAGGAGGCGCCACUACACAUCUUAAGUUCAGCACCAACGAAGGUGAGACUUGGGCCGACUUUCAGUUCUCUGACAAGGAGGUGUACGUUUACCAGCUGCUGACGGAGCCCGGCGAGAAGAGCACCAUAUUCACAAUCUUCGGUUCCUACGCGAACCAGAGACACAGCUGGCUCAUCCUUCAGGUCAACACCUCCGACAUCCUGGGUGUGCCGUGUUCAGAGGCCGACUACAAGCACUGGUCUCCGUCAGAUGAGCGGGGUAACGAGUGUCUGCUGGGCAGAGAGAUAACGUAUAAGAGACGAGCUCCUCACGCUACGUGUUUUAACGGAGAAGACUUUGACCGACCCGUCACCGUCUCCAACUGCUCGUGCAGACGCCAGGACUAUGAAUGUGACUACGGCUUCAAGCUGAGCGAGGACUUGUCUCUGCAGGUGUGUGUUCCUGACCCCGAGUUCUCAGGUGACCUCUACGCUCCUCCAGUUCCGUGUCCUGUCGGGACUACGUACCGGCGCAGCAAAGGUUACAGGAAGGUACCAGGGGACAGCUGCGGUGGAGGCGAUGUGGAGUCCAGGCUGGAUGGAGAGAUGCUUCCGUGCCCUGUCGGAGAGAGUAACGAGUUCAUCCUGUAUGCGGUGAGGAACUCCAUCCACCGGUACGACCUGGCCACAGGCACAGACCAGGCCCUGCCACUGGUCGGCCUCAGGGAGGCUGUGGCUCUGGACUUUGAUUAUGAUAAGAACUGCCUGUACUGGGCUGACAUCUCACUGGACACCAUACAGCGUCUCUGUCUGAAUGGCAGUACAGGUCAGGAGGUCGUAGUGAGGAAAGACCUGCAGAAUGUGGAGGCCCUGACCUUUGAUCCCGUCAGCCGACUGCUGUACUGGGUUGAUGCCGGAGCGCGGAAGAUUGAGGUUUCCAACCCUGAUGGAGACUUACGACACACUCUGCUCAACUCAUCCAUCCUGGAACAUCCUCGGGCUCUGGUUCUGCUUCCUGGAGAAAGUCUGAUGUUCUGGACUGACUGGGGAGACAGAGCGGCCGGAAUUUACCGGAGUUACAUGGAUGGAACCAACGUGUCUUGCAUUGUGUCAGAGGGCGUCCGCUGGCCCAACGGGAUCACAGCUGAUGACCACUGGCUCUAUUGGACGGAAGCUUACAGCGAUCGCAUUGAGAGAGCUGACUUCACCGGGGGCCAGAGGAGCGUCCUCAUGGAGGGGCUGCCCCACCCGUAUGCCAUUGCUGUCUUCAAGAAUGACCUGUACUGGGAUGACUGGUCCAGAAUGGGAAUCUUCAAAGCUCCAAAAGUCGGUUCCCAGAACAAUGAGCUGAUUGUUGGUAGAUUAACAGGAGUCAUGGACCUCAAGAUCUUCUAUAAGGGGAAGAAUCGAGGUCAUAACGCCUGUGCUGACCAGCCCUGCAGCCUCCUCUGUCUGCCUCAGCCUGGACACCGACACACCUGUGUCUGCCCAGAUGGUGCGCCAACUGUAACCAUGCCCAACGGCGAGCUGCAGUGCCAGUGUCCCACAGGUUACCAGCUGCAAAAUAACACCUGCGUAAAAACUGAGCACAGCUGUCUCCCCAACCAGUACCGCUGCUCCAAUGGCCGCUGCAUCAGCAGCAUCUGGAAGUGUGAUAGCGACAAUGACUGCGGAGACAUGAGCGACGAGCAGGAGUGUCCCACUACGACAUGUGACCCAUCCAAUCAGUUCCGUUGCGUGGCCUCAGGUUCCUGCAUCCCUUUGGCCUUCAAAUGUGACCAUGAAGACGACUGUGGGGACAACAGCGAUGAAGAGCACUGUGAGUCUCACCAGUGUGGCCCAGGGGAGUUCACAUGUGCACGGGGAGUUUGCAUCCGCGAGGCAUGGAGGUGUGAUGGAGACAAUGACUGCAGAGACUGGUCAGAUGAGGCCAACUGCACAGUGGGCCACCAUACAUGUGAGGCCAGUAGCUUCCAGUGUCACACCGGUCACUGUAUACCACAGCGCUGGAUGUGUGACGGUGAUGACGACUGUCAGGAUGAUUCUGAUGAAGACCCGAGAUAUUGUGGAACUCGGUGUAAAGGCUUUCUCUGCUCCAACGACACCUGCCUGCCAGCGACUGUCCACUGCAAUGGUAUCAAGGAGUGUCCAGAUGGCGCUGAUGAGCACAACUGUGACCCGCUGUGUACUCGCUACAUGGAGUUUGUGUGCAAGAACCGAGCCCAGUGUCUGUUUCAGUCUCUGGUUUGUGACGGGAUCAAGCACUGUGAGGACGGAUCGGAUGAGGAUGCCGAGUACGCUGGAUGUGCCACGCCGUCUGAAUUUGGAAAAGUGUGUGACGCCUACACCUUCCAGUGUGCCAACGGAGUGUGCGUGAGCCUGGAGUGGAAGUGCGACGGCAUGGACGACUGUGGGGAUUACUCUGAUGAGGCCAACUGUGCCGCUCCCACUGAGGUUCCCGGCUGCUCCAGGUAUUUCCAGUACGAGUGUAAAAACAGUCGCUGUAUUCCCACAUGGUGGAAGUGUGACGGGGAGAACGACUGUGGGGACUGGUCUGACGAGGCCCAGUGUACAGGUGGCGUUACUCCUCACACUGUGGCCCCUGGUCCUUCCACCUGUGCCCCCAACCGCUUCCACUGUGGCUCUGGAGCCUGUAUCAUCAAUACCUGGGUGUGUGACGGCUACACUGACUGUCCUGAUGGCAGCGAUGAGCUCGGAUGUCCCACAGUGGUCAAUGGAACUGUGACUUUGGCCCCAGUGCCCACACUGGCCCCUCCUGCCCCUGGACGCUGCAGCCGUGGUCAGUUCCUGUGUCGUCGACCCCCCCACUGCAUCCCUGACUGGCAGCGAUGCGACGGGCAGCUCCACUGCGAGGACGGCUCUGAUGAAGCACAGUGUCCCACACGUGGUCCUCUGUCUUGUGCCAACGGGUUCCGCUGCUCUGACGGUGAAGCCUGCGUGCUGGACAGCGAGAGGUGCGACGGCUUCUUGGACUGUACCGACCACAGCGACGAGGACAACUGCACCUUGGACAGCCUGGUGUAUAAAGUCCAGAACCUCCAGUGGACACCAGACGUUGAAGGUGCCAUCACUCUGACCUGGUCUCGUCCCAAGAACCUCCCCCUGGAUUCCUGUUACUUCCUCAUCUACUACAGAGUGGUGGGCGUGCAGCAGUGGACCAUCAUGGACACUCACAGCAACAAGACCAGCUACAAACUGACCGUGCUGAAGCCAGACACCACGUAUCACGUGAAGGUGCUCACUCAGUGUCUCAGCAAACUGCACAAGACCAACGAGGUGAUCACAGUCAGGACGCCAGAGGGAGUGCCUGACCCUCCUCAGAACCUGCAGCUAUUAUGUGACAAUGGUGAGGAUGGGACAGUGCAGGUCUCCUGGAGUCCUCCUGAUAAAGGACACGGCCUCAUCAGGGAAUACAUUGUUGAAUACAAUGAGCGUGGAGGUCUUGAAUGGACAUCACAGAGAUGCACAACAACCAGUACUGAGGUGAAGGAGCUGCAGCCGGACACACUGUACAGGUUCAGGGUGGCAGCAGUGACCAGUCGAGGCAUGGGAAACUGGACCGAGGUUAAAUCCAUCACUCCUAAGAAAGCGCUGCCUCCUCCCUCUGUGAUCGCCGACAGCAUCACCACCGACUCCAUGAGUCUUUCGUUCAGCCUGAACUCGCAGUACAAUGUGAAACAGUACGUCGUGAUUCUCUCAUGGCAGUUUGACAAACACGUCAAAGAGAGCCAGAACUACACAGUAAGAGAGGGGAUCCUCAAAGCUACAAACCUGACAGCAGGGACGGUGUAUGAGGUGGCAGUAUGGGCUCACACCAGCAUCGGGGACAGUCCCACCGCACUGUCUCAUCAUCAGACCGCCGGCACCCAGCCAGAGAAACCCCUCCUCAAAGCCAGGGCUCUCAACCAGACAGCUGUGGACUGCAGCUGGACCAUCAGUGGACCUCCUGCUCAGAUGUACGGUGUGUUUUAUGCCACCUCUUUCCUGGAUCUGUACCGGAGUCCUCGUCUGGUCCGCACCACGUCUCUCAGCCUCACAGUUACAGUGAACAGUGAUGAACAGUAUCUGUUCCUGGUGCGAGCCGUUUCCCCCUGCCUUGGUCCUCCCUCUGACUACGCUGUUGUGAAGAUGAUUCCCAACGAGAGGCUGCCACCCAGGAACCUCCAUCGUGUGCGAGUAGACAAAACCCAGGCCAUGCUGAAGUGGCAGCCGCCCUACGACGCCCCGAAUACAUUUCUGACAUAUGCAGUUCACGUGAGGGACGUCAUCCGUAAAAUGGAGCGAGACUAUAAACUGACCUCGAAGAACAACACAGUGGAGUACCUGCUGAAAGGCCUGGAGCCCGGAGGACGAUACAGCAUCUCUGUCCGUCUGCUCAACAUGAGCAAGGAGGCCAGCUUCACUCUGAGCACAGUUCCUCUUCCAGCUCCUGAGGCCUUAAAGAUUCUGACAGAGAAAGACCAUGUAUUUCUUUUCUGGAAGAGUCUGGCUGUCAGAGAGAAGGACUUCAAUGAGACCAGGGGUUAUGAAGUGCACGUGUACGACAGUGCGACCAACCAGACGUCCUACCUGGGAAAUACCACUGAGACAUACUUCCGCAUCAGCAACCUGCUGAUGGGACACAACUACACGAUCUCGGUGCAGGCUCGCUGCCUGCUGAGUGGUCAGCUGUGUGGGGAACCCGCUCUGCUGCUCUACAACGACCUGACAGCAGGAGCCGCUGAUGCCGCCCGCAGCGAGGGCCACACGGGGGACACGGCAGCAGUCGUGGUCCCCGUCCUCUUCCUGCUGCUGCUCGGUGUGUGUGGGAGCCUGGUGGCGCUGUACCUGCGACACCGCCGACUGCAGAACAAUUUCACAGCCUUUGCCAACUCCCACUACAACUCUCGCUUGGGCUCUGCCAUCUUCUCCUCUGGGGAUGAACUCGGUGACGAUGAUGAAGACGCUCCCAUGAUCAGUGGCUUUUCAGACGAUGUUCCCAUGGUCAUCGCGUAGCAACACAUCCCUCCACUGCCUGUUAAUCUCCUCUUCCGUCUCCCUUCCUCUUCUUCUGCCCCCCCCCCCCCCCCCCCACUGCCCAUUUACCGUCCCUCCUAUCAUCCCCUCUUCCCAAAUUAACAGGAAACAUGAAGAAAAAUUGAAAAGUGUAACAAGAGAAAGAGAUAUUUUUCAAAUAUACAAUGCACUUUUUUUUGGAUGCGCAAUAACUUAUUUUUUAUAAUACUAAAUCGAUAUAUAUAUGUAUGUAUGGGGUCAAAAAAGGGCGAGAAAGGAAGAGAUGGACUCUGAAACAAACUGUGAAGGAUUUGAGUUUGUGCAGCGUGUCGGGGAAAGAGAGACCCUAUUUGUAAUGCAAACUCACUAUCCAUAGGAAGCGGAUCUCUGCUUACAGCCAAAAUAAGCAUCCAGAGACUGGAGUAUAAAAUGCAAAGAUGUUACACGUAUAAAAAUAAAAUCUCACAAUUAAAAUAGGGUAAAUACUGCAUACAAAAUGUAAAGAAUAGAAAAUAUCAGAAGAGUGAGUGUUACAUAAUUUGGUGACAGUACGGUGUUACAUUGGUGCCCCGCGUGAGGGCGUUGGAUGAGUUAAUGGUGGAUCAUGUUUCUUCGUUUACAGAAUCCCGAUGUUGUCUUUGAUCACCAGUUUGAAAACUGUUGAUUCUUGUUUGAAAAAAAACAAACAAAAAAACAAAAACAAGUCAACCAAACAGAUCUGUGAUUGGACUGACCAUUGGCACCAUGUAGUGUCCCCAUAGGUACACUUGUUUUUACUCUCUUUUCCACCACCAGCACACUGUUCUAUGUCUGUAUGUAGAGGCAACACAUGUCCCGCAAUAUAUGAGAAUAUCUAUGGCUUCGAGGGGGAAAGAUUGACCCUCACAGCUUUGCCAAGAUGGUAAAUAUUUGUAAAUACUGGCUUUUAAUAUGUUCUCUCCUUGUAAUGCUGUAUCAUAUCAUUCUGUAAAAUGUGCAUUUUCUUUUUCAGUUCUUUUUUUAUUUUUUUUUAUUUUUUUGUUAUCAUUCAGGACCACAAAUUAUUGUCCCCAGCAUUUUUGCCAUAGCUGUAGUCACAGAGGAAGUGUGUUUGGGGUUCUCAGGGAACUGUGUCAGAGCGGACACCAGCACAGCACCGCCAUCACCAUCAGCACCACCACCACCACCACCGCCAUGGCUUAGGUAGCACUGUCCAUCUACUGUUGUAUAGGUACAGAAACCUUCUGAGGGGCACGGGAUCAGCUGUGGGUGGAAUGACUGGCAGGCACAGCUCAUUUAAGUCGUGAUUAAGAGUUUGUUUUCAUACCUCUCGUAUGUAGUCGCAGGUUUGGGCUUUAUUCGUGCAGGUUUUAGGAUAUUAGUCUGGGAGAUUUCAGCCGCCAUGUUCACAGACUGUUCCUUAGAUAAUCCAGAUUUGCCCUUUUGUGACUGUUUACACAGAACCUUGGUCACACAGUGAAGACAAGACAUGUUAUGGUGCAAAGUUUACCAGGCAAAAAAAAAUCUGUUGGUACAGGAAAUUAUGUGGAGUAAGUUUAACAUGGCUAAUGGGCUAACAACAUCAUAAUAGCACUUUUCUAUUAUACAGUUCCAGCAUGUAACAUACAGUUACUCGACUCGACACCGUUUGGUAUCAGGCAUGUUGUUUCCAUUACUUCAUAGUCCCUCCUCAACGUGGGUGUGGUCUUCAUAGCACGGCUGUGCGAAACUGAUGUGACGUUGUUUUAUACGCGACACAAACGGGCAAAGCAGUUGUUUUCGACAUACUGAAUCAGUUCAUUAAAAGGUUUAUUUCAGUGCUUCCUGC
This is a messenger RNA of Solea solea (common sole), 8567 nucleotides long. It is a transcript of the gene sorl1, whose product is annotated as sortilin-related receptor, L(DLR class) A repeats containing. Gene Ontology annotation, molecular function: protein binding. NCBI's taxonomy places the organism in Eukaryota, Metazoa, Chordata, Actinopteri, Pleuronectiformes, Soleidae. The coding region runs from base 59 to 6760 and encodes 2233 amino acids. The transcript is spliced from 48 exons. The record is from RefSeq and is a predicted model, not a curated record. Gene Ontology annotation, cellular component: Golgi apparatus; membrane. Gene Ontology annotation, biological process: protein retention in Golgi apparatus; post-Golgi vesicle-mediated transport; protein targeting to lysosome.